ACCAGACAGAUCUUGCUUAGCCUCCAGCAGGCCUGCCCGCGAAGCGGUGCAGGAGGCAGACACACUCCCGACAUGCCCGCUGCUGUGGUCCGGAGCGGCUCAAGCGCCACCCCUUCUACCGGCAAGAGCUUAUCGACCAGCACGAAGGCGGAGGCGGUUAAGGCCCAAAGCGAAAUCCUGGCACGCAACUCUGCACGUGACUCUGGUACAUUUGUCGAUGGAGACAGCGGAAGCGAGGAUGGAAACGACGAGGACCACGGCUCGGCGAUCAUGCAGGCGAAACGCGAGGGGCAGAUGCGGGAUGGCCGCACUUCUCGGGGCAACGCCGCGGAGAGCGGCAGCCAAGGCACGUCACGCAACCCCGCUAAGCGUCAGCGGACAAUCAACGACAACCAAGCUCGACGUGAUGAAGGGCUUGAACGGGAGCAAGAAUACGAAGAGUAUGAGGAGCCGGAAGAGGAUGGCGAGGAGCCGGAAGGGGCUGAAGCAGAGAUCGAGGUGGAACGCGCUGUUGCCGAACGAGAUGCCCAUGACGCCUACAUCCCUGGCUCGAUCGUACGCGUAGAGCUGCAUAACUUUGUCACAUACGACCACGUCAUCUUCCACCCUGGUCCCUACCUAAACAUGAUUAUCGGCCCGAAUGGUACAGGCAAGUCGACGAUUGCAUGUGCCAUUGCUCUCGGGCUUGGCUACAAGCCCGCGCUUCUUGGUCGCGCAAACGAUGUGGCCAGCUUUGUCAAGCAAACCAAAGGCAUCGGCUGGAUCGAGCUAGAGCUCAAGGGCCACCCCGCGCAACCAAACCUUGUCGUACGCAGGAACCUCAAGGAGAAGCAAAACACGAGCAACUUUCUCAUCAAUGGUGUUAAGAGAAGCUCAAAGGAAGUGACGGAAAAAGUGCGCGAAUAUAAUAUUCAGAUUGACAAUCUGUGCUCAUUCUUGCCGCAGGACAAGGUAACUGAGUUUGCUAGGAUGACGCCCAAGGAGCUCUUGGUCGAGACGAUCAAGGCCGCGGCCGAUGGCGCCACACUGCUCAAGCACUACCACCGCCUGCUCGAUUACAGCAAGAUGCUCCGGGUGAUCAACAGUGAGCUGCGGACCAGCCGCGAGGAAUGCGAGCAGUUGCAGCAGCAGAACCAGCGCCUCCAGCGUGACGCGGACCGACAUGCAGAGCGGCAGCAGAUGGCGGAGCGCGUCGAGAUUCUCGAGGUUGCGCUGAAGAUGGCCGAAUUGAUGAAGGCACAUCACAUGGCAAGGAAGCUGAUCGAGCGCAAGAGAGUCUUUCGGAUGCGGUUCGUCGAGUUCACCGCUCGCAUGAAGCCGCUGACAGAGCGUCUGGAAGAGGUGCAGGAGAUGGAAAGCAAGCUCAAGGCCACCAACAAGGUGCAGACUGAUCACCAGGAAAAGACGCAGAGGGCGGUGCGAAAGCUGGAGGGCGAGCUAAAGAAGUUGGCGAUGUUCAAGCAGAAAACAGAGCUGGAAUUGGACGGCCUGGCGAACAACGAGCGUGGAAGGGCAAAGCAGGUUGAGACGCUCAAGGAGGCCAUCGCCGAGCUCGAAGAGCGCGUCGCGGCAGGCGCACCGACUGUGGAGACGAGCAAUGUCGACAAGCGGCUCGGUGACAUUCGUCGACAACAGGUCGGGCUCAUGCGCCGAGUGCAGGACAGCAAUGAGGAGGCAUCGAGGAUCCAAGAGCAGGCGUCCACCAACAAGCGACAGGUAGAGCGCGUCUCGACGCAGUUGCGGAACCUGAACAGCGUCAAGAACGUUCGCUUCGAGGCGCUUCGUAGCAGCGAUGCCGGCUGCGCGAAAGCGGUCGAAUGGCUGCGCGAGAACAAGCAAAUGUUCACCGGGCGCGUCUACGAGCCUGCGCUGCUGGAGCUCGAGGUCGUUCCUGAACACAAGAACUUGACACACGCGGUCGAGCGCCUGAUCUCAUGGAAGCAGCUCAAGACUUUCGUCUGCGAGCUGCGCGCCGACUACGACCUGCUCAACCAGAAGCUCAACGAUGAGCUCAAGCUCCACGUCAACAUUGAGGACAUCGAGGGCAUGCACGAGGUGGAGCAGUUCCAGCCUCCCAUGAGCAGACAAGAUGUGCGCAAGCUCGGCUUUGUCGAUUAUGCUAUCCACCUCGUGAAUGGCCCAAAUGCCAUCCGCGACUUUCUCUGCUUCAAGGCAGGGUUGCAUAAGAUUCCGGUUGCCGUGGAUUCAUGUGCUGUCAACGUAGCCAGAAUCGAAGCUAGCAGGAAGUUCAAUCGUUACAUUGUUGGAGAUGUCAGCUACUCCAUAACCUACUCGCAGUACAACAACUCUGCUUCCUCCGAAUCUCAGCUGAUCAAAAACGCGCGGAACCUCGUUCAUUCCAUCGAUCGCAAAAAAGUCGAACAGCUCGACAGAGAGAUGAAGGAGCUGCACGAGCAGAUGACGACGUUGCAGGCGAGCAUGGCUAAGAUCGAAACAGAGAAGGCGAAGGUGUCCGCUGAGAGUACUCAGCUUGACGAAGAGAAGAAUGAUCUUAUUUCCAGGAAAAAGGAAGUGGAGCGUGCGCUCAGGGCAUAUAAUGAAGACAAGGUCAAUCUCAACGCGAAGCAGGAAAAUCUGAAACGUCUCCUGGAGAAGCCAAGCGUGGAGGGCCAGAGAAAGAGGCUAAAGGCUAAGCUUGCGGACGCUGCCAUCCGAUUGACAACGCUGGCUCAAGACCUUAAGAGCCAUCGCCUCACCGAGUUGCAUCAACUGCAUGAGUCCAAUCUGCUUCGCCUCGCUACAAUCCAGACUAUAGCCAAUUUGAACAAGGUCAAGGAAGUCAUUUCCAUCGCGAAUGGCGAAGGCGACCAGAUGCGAGAAGAUGCCCAAACUUUGUCUCUCGACCUCAAGAGGGCGAAAAAGCGCGUCAUGCGGCUGCACGCCGAGUCACACCAGGCAUUACAAGAGUGUCCGUUGCACAUCACGCAGAAACUGCAAGAGAUGCAAGAAGGCGGCCUGCCAUCCAGAGACGAAAUGUUGACGGAGCAGGCCGAACUUCGCGCCAACUUGGAUGGCGCACCGCAGAUCUCCGACGAUAUUGUCCGCCGAUAUGAGGAGAAGAAGGCAAAAAUCGAGGAGCUGGAGCGUAUUAUCGAGGAGAAGGAGAACACGCAGGCGCAACUGACGGCUAAGGUCGCAAAGUACCGCGCAAAAUGGGAGCCGCCGCUGCGAAGGUUGAUCAACAAGGUCAACGAGAAGUUCUCGGAUGCCUUCGAACGCUUCAACUGCGGUGGCGAAGUCGCUCUCUCUCAGGGUAACGCCACUGGCGAAGACGCGGACCUGGCGUUCGAGGAGUGGUGUGUUGAGAUUCGCGUCAAAUUCAGAGAGAAAGAGGAAUUACAGCUCCUCACAGGCGAGAGGCAGUCUGGUGGUGAACGUUCCUUGUCAACGAUUAUGUACUUGAUGAGCUUGACCGAGUUGGGCUCCUCGCCUUUCUCUCUCGUCGACGAGAUCAAUCAGGGUAUGGACCAGCGUGCCGAGCGACUCGUGCACGACCAGAUGGUUCUCACUACAUGCCGCGCCAAAGCUAGCCAAUACUUCUUGAUCACACCCAAGCUGCUGACUGGCUUGAAAUACCACCCGCUGAUGCGCGUGCUGAUCAUCAACAACGGAGACUACCUGCCGAGCAAGUUCAGCAUGCGAGACUACAUUCAGCCUAAAUCAAAUACAAUCACUGCGCGUGCCUGAGACAUAUUCCAGCGAGACCGACAAACAAACAGACAGGCAGGGUGAAUGCAUUCAUGCAGUGGAUAGAUCACUGCCGUGGCUCUUUCAUCUCCCGCAUUUUCAGAGAUGUUGUACAUUAGAAAUGAUAAAACACUUUUGGA
Tilletiaria anomala UBC 951 is the source of this 3848-nucleotide messenger RNA. RefSeq names its product P-loop containing nucleoside triphosphate hydrolase protein. Bases 73 to 3708 code for a protein of 1211 amino acids. Gene Ontology annotation, biological process: double-strand break repair via homologous recombination. Gene Ontology annotation, molecular function: ATP binding; ATP hydrolysis activity. The record is from RefSeq and is a predicted model, not a curated record. Gene Ontology annotation, cellular component: Smc5-Smc6 complex. NCBI's taxonomy places the organism in Eukaryota, Fungi, Basidiomycota, Exobasidiomycetes, Georgefischeriales, Tilletiariaceae. The transcript is spliced from 13 exons.